CCGAAGAUGGCGGCUUGUAGACGUGUGCAGCUUCUUCUGCUGCUUAUGGCUUUCUGUGUUUCUGUAUAUUCGGAUAAAGGCCUGAAACCACCGAGUUCUCACGGUGAAGAUGCAGGAGAGAAUGGCAUUGCUGGUAAAAAUGCAGGAGGUGCGCUGGGGGAGGUAAAGGCUGGAGCAGCGGCCUCUCCGAUCCGCCGCAGCAACUCCGGCUGGAAGCUGGCAGAGGAAGAGGCCUGCAGAGAGGACGUGGGCAGACUGUGUCCCAAACAUGCCUGGAACAACAACCUCGCCGUGCUCGAGUGUCUGCAGGACAGAAAAGAGGAAACAGAGAUUGCAGACAGCUGUAACCAUCUGCUAUGGAACUACAAGUUGAAUCUGACAACAGAUCCAAAGUUCGAGUCUGUCGCUGUUGAAGUGUGCAAGAGCACCAUUAGUGAUAUUAAGGAGUGUGCAGCAGAAGAGCGGGGAAAGGGCUACCUGGUGUCUUGUUUGGUGGAUCACCGUAGCAACAUCACCGAAUACCAGUGCAAUCAGUAUAUCACAAAGAUGACCACCAUAAUCUACAGUGACUAUCGGCUCAUCUGUGGAUUUAUGGACAAAUGCAAGGAUGACAUCAACGCACUGCAUUGUGGGAGUAUUAAUACUGGCGAGAAGGAUAUACACUCUCAGGGAGAGGUGAUAGCCUGCCUGGAGAAAGCACUGGUGAGUGAGGUGGAGGAACAAAUAGGACAUUAUGCAGUUAAAGAAGACUGUAAGAAGUCCAUCAUGCGUGUAGCUGAGCUCUCUUCAGAUGACUUUCACCUGGAUAGACAUCUCUACUUUGCAUGUCGGGAUGACCGUGAGCGCUUCUGUGAAAAUACUCCAGCUGGAGAGGGCAGGGUUUACAAAUGUCUCUUCCACCACAAAUUUGAAGACUCUAUGUCUGGAAAGUGUAGGGAGGCUCUUUCUACCAGGCAGAAGCUAAUAGCACAAGACUAUAAGGUGAGCUACUCACUGGCCAAAGCCUGCAAACAAGACCUGAGGAAAUAUCGUUGCAAUGUGGACACCACCCUGCCCCGAGGUAGAGAGGCCAAGCUUUCCUAUCUGCUGCUGUGCCUUGAGUCAGCCGUCCACCGAGGACGUACUGUGAGUGGUGAGUGUCAGGGGGAAAUGUUGGACUACAGACGCAUGCUGAUGGAGGAUUAUUCACUGAGUCCUGAAAUUGUGUUGCACUGCCGCGGGGAAAUUGACACGCAUUGCUCUGGUCUGCACCACAAGGGCCGAACCCUCCACUGUCUCAUGAGAGUUUCCCGGGAGAAGGGCGUGUCGGACAACCUCUGUCAGAAAGCUCUCCAAACGUUGAUUCAAGAGACUGAUCCUGGAGCAGAUUAUCGGAUUGACCGAGCUCUUAAUGAAGCCUGUGAAUCAGUCAUUCAGACUGCAUGCAAACACAUUCGUAAUGGAGACCCAAUGAUCCUCUCUUGUUUAAUGGAACAUCUUUACACUGAUAAGAUGGUGGAAGACUGUGAGCACAGGCUGCUGGAACUGCAGUACUUUAUCUCCAGAGACUGGAAGCUGGACCCAAUCCUCUAUAAGAAGUGUCAGAAUGAUGCUUCCCGAAUUUGCCACACUCAUGGGUGGAAUGAGACCAGUGAGUUUAUGCCACCCGGAGCAGUUUUCUCCUGUCUGUACCGCCACGCUUACCGCACUGAGGAACAGGGGAGACGGGAUUCCUCUGAUGAAGAGAUUAAUGAGACUUUAUCUCGUGACUGUAAGACUGAAGUGCAGCGUAUUCUCCACCAAAGAGCACUAGAUGUGAAGCUGGACCCUGACCUGCAAAGGCGGUGUAUGACUGACCUGGGAAAGUGGUGUAGUGAGAAAACCGACUCUGGACAGGAGUUGGAGUGUCUGCAGGAUCAUUUGGAGGAUUUGGGUUCAGACUGUAGAGAUGUAGUGGGUAACCUCACAGAGCUGGAGUCUGAGGAUAUUCAGAUUGAAGCCCUUUUAAUCCGAGCUUGUGAACCAGUCAUCCAGUCCCAUUGCCAUGAGGUGGCAGAUAAUCAGAUUGAUACCGGAGAUCUAAUGGAAUGUCUUGUGCUCAACAAACACCAGAAGGAAAUGAAUGAAAAAUGUGCUGUGGGGGUCACUCACUUCCAACUGAUCCAAAUGAAAGACUUCCGAUUCUCCUACAAGUUCAAGAUGGCCUGCAAAGAGGAUGUUCUAAAGCUUUGCCCAAACAUCAAGAAGAAGGUGGAUGUGGUGAUCUGUCUGAGCACCAUGGUCAGGAAUGAUACCCUGCAGGAGGUGAAGGACCAGCGUGUUUCCACGAAGUGCCGUAGACAGCUCAGAGUGGAAGAACUGGAGAUGUCGGAGGAUGUCCGCCUGGACCCAGAUCUGUAUGACAACUGUAAACAAGACAUUAAGGAUCACUGUCAGAACGUGGUGUAUGGCAAUGCUCAGGUGAUUGAGUGCCUGAAGGACAAUAAAAACCACCUUACCCAGCGUUGUCACCAGAAGAUCUUUAAACUACAGGAGACUGAGAUGAUUGACCCUGAACUUGAUUUUCAGCUUAUGAGAGUUUGUAAGCAAAUGAUCAGGCGAUUCUGUGCUGAAGCUGAUGCCAAAAGCAUGCUACAGUGCUUGAAACAAAACAAGAACAGUGAACUUAUGGACCCAAAAUGCAAACAGAUGAUCACCAAGAGACAGAUUACCCAGAAUACAGAUUACCGCCUAAACCCUGUCCUGAGGAAGGCCUGUAAGGCUGACAUCCCUAAGUUCUGCCAGAACAUCAUUAAUAAAGCAAAAGAUGAUGUGGAGUUAGAGGGCCAGGUCAUCUCAUGCCUGAAACUUAAAUAUGCUGAUCAGCGUCUUUCUUCCGACUGCGAGGGCCAGAUCAUGGUGAUUUUACAGGAAUCUGCCUUAGACUACAGGCUGGACCCUCAGCUCCAGAAGCAGUGCAUGGACGAAAUCCCUCGGCUGUGUGCGGAGGAGGUAGCGGCUCAGGAACAGACGGGUCAGGUGGAGGAAUGUCUUAAAGUGAAUCUGCUCAAGAUCAAACACGAAGGCUGCAAAAAGGAGGUACUGAACAUACUUAAGGAGAGUAAGGCGGAUAUCUUUGUGGAUCCAGUGUUACACACAGCAUGUGCACUAGAUCUUAAACAUCAGUGUGCUGCUAUCCCGCCCGGCAAAGGAAGACAGAUGUCCUGUCUGAUGGAGGCACUUCAGGACAAACGAUUAAGACUCCAGCCAGAGUGUAAAAAGAGACUGCAGGACCGCAUAGACAUGUGGAGCUAUGCUGCCAAGGUGGCACCGGCAGAGGGCUUUUCAGACUUGGCUGGUCAGGUCCUGUUGUCUCCUGCUAAGAACUACAUUUUAAGCAUGCUGGCUAUGUCUGUGGUGUUGCUUUUUUUUAUGGGACUGUUGUGCGGCUGCCUAACCAAGCGUGUCACUCAGGAGCUGAAGGACAGGUAGAAGGUUUCCAGAGGCAGGAGACGACGGAGACCCCAGUGCCCUUUCCUCCUCCAACUUUAUUUCACCUGAGGGGGAGAAGUCAGUUAUGCUCCUCUCUGUCCCUGACUCACCCCAGGAUGUGGCCAUGCGCAGUGAGGAAGACCAAGUGAGACUCAAACUGUGCUUUUUUUCUGAUACUGGCAGCACCAUGUUGGGACCUGAUUUUAACUUCUUCACACUGUCAACAUUUUCUGACUGCUUCCCUCCUGAGUUGUCUGCUUCUCUCUGACUGGACCUACCUGCUGUAGACCUUUUGGACUGUGUGUGUGCGUGCCAGAAAAUCAAGACGUUUUAUGUCAUCUUUUAGCUCUCUUCAUGUUGCUGGGACUCCUGUUGCAUUUCUCUUCUUCAUAUGCAGUUCAUGUAUUUAUUGUGAAUGCUGUUCCUCUAUUGGCUGUUGUGGUAGGAGUUUACUUGUGUGCUUGGACUUUGUUGAGCUCGUGUGUUACUUUCUGGUCUGCCGAAGUGAUGAGAUGGAGACAGCAGGUUCUUGCUACUAAAAAUCUUGGUGUGGUUUUGGGUGGUCACCAAAACACCUUAGUUGCAAGUGGUGACUAGUAAGUAUAUUUGUGGUAUUGGGGUUUCAUGUGUGCUUGGGUUGCACAGUUAUAAUACUUUAUUUUAACUGAUUGUAAUUUGACUAUUAUUUGGCAUAAAUGUAUGUUUUUUUUAUGUGGUCAGAUGUGUGAUUUGUUUGGUCAUUCUAAAUGAAAGCAAACAAUAUAAUAAUUUAUACUGCUAAAUACCAGUAACAAAUUAAAGAUGCUUGAUAUAGUUGGGGUACUACUUAAUGCAUUAAUAAGGCCAUUUGUGAUUGCCUAAUUACCGAGGUGAAAAUCAUGGUGUAACUGUGCAGUGUCAAAUGCUUACCUAAUUCUGUUUAUGGGCCUACUUGGUUUCAGUGUAAUUUAAGUUUAGUAAGGUUUUUAUUAAAAAAAUGGAAUGGACUAAUUAAAGGAAUUAUUUUUUUAUUAAUCCAACCAUUUUCUGCAACAGUACUGGAAGGAUAGAAAACCAAAGGUCAAUUUCAUCGAUUGUGUUUUUAUGCUAAUAGUGGUGAGCACUCUCUAUACAUCACUUCCCCCCCCCCCAGUAGGUGUUUAACUGGGUAAAGAUCUGGUUACUGCAAAGGCCAUAGACCCCUCCUAGAUGAAAAAAAAGUUCCAUCAUAACAGAUUGUGUACAUUUGGUUUGCAGUUACACUUUCUUCUAAGAUGCCUCACAGCUCAGUGUCCCCACUGCAUUCCAGAACCAAAAAAUCAAAUCACUAUGUGGUCAAGCAUACAGGCCUGGACCAUUCUCUUGGAAGAUGCCACAUGUGCUAUAUGGCCAAAUGCUUUUGCUUGCUGGAUAUUCCAUUUCAAAAACAAAUGGAAUUGAAAUAGAGUAAUAUCAAUGUGAUCUUUUCAGUUUUAUCAGCCACUUUUCUGAGAAGGCUUCUCACAAGAAGUAUGUCUUUAUAUACCAUGCUUUGUGCACAGGGGCUAAGUCAUGUGAGAACAGGAAAGGGCCUUCCUAAAACUGUUGCUGCAAAGUUGGAAGCUUAUAAUUUUCUCUAUGUAAUUGAUUUAUGGGCACUUAGGUGGUGCAGUGGUUAAAACAUGCUAUGGAUUUGGAGAUAUGACUAGAUUGGGAGAAAAAUGAAGAAAAAUUGGUUUAUUCCACCGGUUAGCAAUUGAAUUCAGUAAUUAGAAGGGUUGUCCCAAUACAUUUGUUUAUAGUGUAUGUCUUUGCUUACUUGGCAAAUAUAGGGUAACGAAUGACUCAUCUGACCUUGUAAUCCUGUUCUACAUUGCUGUAGACUAGCUUUUCCUUUAAUUUGUCAGCUUCCUGUCUGUCUGUUUUUAAUGCUUUGGGUUGUUAAUGAAGACUUCUGAUGUAACACUCAUCAGUUUCGUAGAUUUCCUGUAUACUGAGAGAACUGAAAAAAAUCUCCUGAUGUCUGAGCCAUAAGAACUCAGGAUCUAGGAAUCCUAGGUGCAAGCUUUCAAACCUUUAAGUGGUAUAUAAUUAUGUGGAUAAGGGUUAGAUUAUCUGAGGUUAAAACAUUUGUUCUGAGAUGUUUUAUAAUGUUCUAGAAUAUAUAGUAGCAUGGCCUUGGAGUGCAUGUCAGGGAGCUCAGGAGCUCAGGCAGAAAACAUGUUGAUGCAUAUGUAACUCAAAAGGCUCUGCCCAUAGCACUGCAGGAGCACCAGUAUGAUUUAAGGAUGUAGAUUCUUUGUGUUUUGCAUUUCUUGUUGGCUUACCUUCCUAGAUGUUUACCACCAUUUGUGGUGUGCUGCUUGGUGACUGAAAUUUUACUAGUGCCAUUAUUAAACUGUGCUAAUAGCAUUAUGUUCAGCUCCCAAAGCCUCCCUGCAAAGCACAUUGUUUUUCUAAUGUAUAGUUUGAAUGCUCAUAUGGGUUGUGUGCUUGUCUUUACAACUUUGUUCAGUUGUGGCCUUAAUUUAUUUUUUAUUUUAUUUUUUAUUAACAUUAAAGUGUUUUCUGAAUGCCUUGUUCUUUGGUAUGUCCUAAAUCUAGUGUUUUGUCAUCAAAGUUAACAAAAAGGAAAAAAAAACAUACCGUUCCUUCAAACUGGGCAGAGUGCAUUUGUGAAAUUUCAGUGCGAGGGGGAAAUUAAAAUGCAUCAGAAAAGAUUUUAUUCAUACAGGACUAUAAAUGAAGAUGGUUUAUAAGUAAAAGCCCACCGGCUGGUUUGGUUUUAGACCAUCACAGAGAAUUACUCUGAACACAAAUGUACAGCCCUAAUGUACUUCAUUCUCAUGAAGGCUCUGUUCAUCUAUCACCAGUCUCACUAUAUUUGCCUGGUGUGACUGUCAGCAUAUCAAAACUUCAAUCGCAUGUUGGUUAUUCAGCUAAAUCCGAAACACUUAUAGAAAGGUGUUUUUGAUCCCUAGCUGUAAAUACCGACCCAUUAUGCUCCUCUGAGUGUGGGUGAGAAUGUAACUGCUGUCUGAGAAGAGCCUCGGUAUAGUCUUCAUUCAUUCCGGUUGUAUUUGCUCUGUCAGACAUGUACGUAUUUGUACAAAUCAAAGUGGAUGGUUUAGUUUUUGUUCAUGCUGUGCUUGGUUAAGCUGAGGAUCAUGUUGCUAUGCUAUGGGGAGAGAAACAUACUGUUUAUAUACUGUAUAUAGCUCAGUUCUUCUGUUUUUUUUUAAUCUUGUAGAUAAAAGAACCUUGGACAGUUAAUAGAUUAAAUUCACAGAAAAGCAGAUGGACUGCACCCACCUUUACUGAUCAUGCAUUGAGGCCAAUUAUUAAGCCCGGUGGUGAAUUUUGCUAAUUAAUCUAGUCCCUAAAUUCUACUUGGUCCACUAAAAUAGUUCAGUUUUUUUCUGUCAGUAUUAUGUGAUUGUAGCAAUAGUUUCAUGCCUACAGUUACCUUAACUUUAGGGUUGGCAGCACAUCCAGCACUGUCCAGCUCCAAGUGUAGUCUGUCUAUGAAGACAAAUGAAGUCUGUCUAGUGCUAGAUCCCUCCUUUCAGACAGAAACUAUGUGAAGUCAUUCUACAGGUACUCACUGCUGUAUGUGAUGUCUCUCCCAUUUGAGAAGAGACAUUAGAUAUAAAACUGCUAAAUAGGAAUAAUGCAUUUUGUUUUGUACCAAUAUGCCCCUCCUCUCUUAAGAAAUGUACAAAUUUACUAAAGGUAUUUGACAUUGAAUCUAAAUAAGCCAUGUAUUAUAGACAUAUAAAAUUGCCUUUUGUCUUUAUUGGUUGUUUUUGUUAUGUACAAAGUGAUUUGGAGAAUUGUUAAUAAAAUCAAUUUCAUGGUU
Molecule: messenger RNA, 7267 nt
Organism: Trichomycterus rosablanca
Lineage: Eukaryota; Metazoa; Chordata; Actinopteri; Siluriformes; Trichomycteridae
Gene: glg1a
Product: golgi glycoprotein 1a
Exons: 27
Coding region: 7-3450 (1147 amino acids)
Cellular component (GO): Golgi membrane
Molecular function (GO): fibroblast growth factor binding
Source: RefSeq, a predicted model, not a curated record